AGCAAGAGGGAGAGCAGGAGGGAAGGGAGAAGGAAGCCAGUAACAGGGAGGUCUAGGAAGGUGGUGGAGGGGGAGGGACGGGGCCACUCCUCUGUCGGUGGGACUGCAGAUUAUUUUGCAUGGAUUGUUGAAGAGAAAAGGGAGCUGCAUUUGUGAAGGGACCAAAAAAUAAACAGCUCAUUGCUCGGGCAGGGAUCGGGCAUCUGUCGGAAGCACCUGGCUGCACCUAGUGCAAUAGGUGCAGGGAUGCUGCGUGCUCUGUGACAGCGGGGGAUGCGCCAGGAGAAGAGGUAGUCCCGAGGCAGAGCUGAGCGCAGGGAGGGAGAACAAGCGGAAUAUGAGCGAGAACAGCCACAUCCCAUGCUCGGCCGCAGGCUGCCAAGAACCGCAUUUCUCGGGCUCACAGCCGGCCACGCUGGCCUGCGGCGACGGCGACGAGCAGCUCAGCCAGGCUCCGGAGCCUGCCAGCGGGAGAGCCAGCCCCCGGCAGGACGCUCGGCCCUCCCCGGCAGCGGAGGGGGAGCGCGGGGGCCCGGGGAACGGAGAUCUGGGAGCGGCGGCGGAGCCGGGCGAGAGGCCGGGAGCGGGGACGGACGGCAGCCGUGCGAGCGGCCCGGAGCAGGGCCCGGCAGCGAACGGCGGGGAGGCAGAGCUGGCCACCGGGCAGGAGGAGGGGGGCGAGCCCGGCGGGGGCAGCGCGGAUCCCGGAGAGAGGGGCUCCCCCGGCCAGGACAGACCCAGUGAAGCCCUCAGCGAGGAGCGGCGCCGCAGCAGCCUGGGCUCCUCAGAAGCUCUGGGUGCCGAGGAGCCCGAGGAGCCGUUUGGGUUUGCUUCUGGAGAUGCCAAGCUGAGCUUCAGUGACGAUGACAAGGAACAUUUUCAAUUCAAAGACAUCAGGGAUGGGUUCAGCUCGACCUUUGAGAAGAUUGUUGAGUCUGACCUUAUGAAGGGUACAUACUACAGCAGCUUGGAUUCGUUGGAUGUCCUCUCUCUCACAGAUGAGACAGACAGCUGUGUCAGUUUUGAGGCCCCACUCACCCCAUUGAUCCAGCAAAGAGUCAAGGAAAGCCCAGAGCUCUUGGAGCAGAAACUGGUAGCCCAGCAGAGAGAAGUCCUUCAUCACAUGGCUGCUGAUAAGCAAGAACAGGCAGCAGCAAAGCCAGUGGAGGGAGAUUUUGGGAGCCCUCUCAGGCACUCAAUUACCAGCAGCAGGUCGGAGAACGUGCUCAGUCGGUUGUCCUUGAAGAGUAUCCCAAAUGGGUUCCACGUAGAAGGGUCGGAGGAAGACACCACCAAGAUCAUUAACUCCAUCAGUGACGCCAGCUUGAAAGACGUGCUGUCAGACUCUGACUCUGACAUGGGCAGCAUGGAGCAGCUUGACCAGGGCAGCACAGACACGUUAGCAAACGGCUGCAGGGUGGAUAGCGAGGCUGCCAAGAGGCUGGCCAAGCGCCUCUACAACCUCGAAGGGUUCAAGCGCUGCGAUGUGGCACGCCAGCUUGGGAAAAAUAACGAAUUUAGCAAGUUGGUAGCAGAGGAGUAUCUCAGCUUCUUUGACUUCACUGGCCUGACCCUUGACAAAGCACUCAGGACAUUCUUGAAAGCGUUCCCGCUGAUGGGAGAGACACAGGAGCGGGAACGGGUGCUGAUUCAUUUCUCCCGGCGGUAUUGCCAGUGCAACCCAGAGGAGAGCACGUCUGAAGAUGGGAUUCACACGCUCACCUGUGCCCUGAUGCUGCUAAACACAGACCUUCACGGCCAUAAUAUUGGCAAGAAGAUGUCAUGUCAACAGUUCAUAGCAAACCUGGAUGGGCUGAAUGAUGGGAAGGACUUUUCAAAGGAUUUGCUGAAGACACUAUAUAACUCCAUCAAGAAUGAGAAGCUGGAGUGGGCCAUUGAUGAGGACGAGUUGAGGAAAUCACUCUCGGAGCUGGUAGAUGACAAAUUUGGAGCCAGUGCGAAGAAAGUGACAAGGAUUGUUGACAGCAGCAACCCCUUCCUGGACAUCCCCCAGGCACUGAAUGCAGUCACCUACAAGCACGGUGUCCUCACGCGUAAAACCCAUGCAGACAUGGACGGGAAGAGAACUCCCAGAGGAAGAAGAGGUUGGAAGAAAUUUUACGCUGUGCUUAAAGGAACUGUCCUUUAUUUACAAAAGGAUGAAUAUAAACCUGACAAAGACCUCUCUGAAGUGGAUUUGAAAAACGCCAUCCGUGUGCACCACGCCUUAGCCACAAAAGCCUCUGAUUACAGCAAGAAGUCCAACGUGCUCAAACUGAAGACAGCUGACUGGAGAGUCUUCCUCUUCCAGGCCCCAAGUAAGGAAGAAAUGCUCUCCUGGAUCCUGCGAAUCAACCUUGUUGCUGCCAUUUUCUCUGCCCCAGCCUUCCCAGCUGCCAUCUGCUCCAUGAAGAAAUUCUGCCGCCCACUCCUGCCUUCAUCCAUGACCAAGCUGUGCCAGGAGGAACAGCUGAGGUCUCAUGAAAAUAAAAUGAAGCAGAUUGCAGACGAAUUAGCAGAGCAUAAAUUACAUCCUGUAGAGAAGAGCCUCAAGUCAAAAGAGGCUGAGGAAUACAGACUCAAAGAACAUUACCUAAUAUUUGAGAAGAGUCGCUAUGAGACAUAUAUCAACCUGCUGUGCAUGAAGAUAAAAGUUGGGACAGAUGACCUGGAGAGAAUUGAAACCAGUUUCUUCAAGGUGGAAGCUGAUGACAUUGCUUUGCGGAAGACACAUUCAAGCCCAUCUUUGAGCCAAGGUCACAUGUCCAUCAGCUGUAAGGCAGAAAAGGACAUUUUAGAACAGAACACUUAACAAGGAAUAUGUGCACAGGGGGGAUGAACCGGCAACACUUUACGCUCCUGGACUAAACCGAUGAGCACAAUUUUACCUAGGAAAUUACAGGAGCAAAACUAUAGACAUGUAUCACAUGGUGAUUGCUCUAGUGGAAGAAAUCAAAGAAGCUUUAGUUGACACUCUCUGGCAAUGCUCUGGCAUUUCAGCAUCAUAGACACACCAUCUCCCAUCCCCAACGGCACCAGUGGCUUUUCUUUCCUUCCUACCACAGCCUGCACAACAAAGGGAUGUGCUGGUUCUCCAAGGGCCAGGUUGCUCUUUUCUCCACCAGCCCUCUCUCUUCUCCUCCUUCUCUCCUGGAGUCCCCACAGGUUCACAUCCGCAGCUCCCAGCAGUGUCUGUGGCACCACCAGUGCUCCCAGAGACGGCACAGAGUGGCAGGGAGCACGUCCCUCCCCAGAGAGGAGCACCAUUCAGCACAUCACGAUAGGAUGGGCUAUCAUGAGCUAGUCACUGACCAAGGGAGAGGCGUCGUCAGCAUGGCAUAUGGGAACAUCAUCUGCCCAUGGCAGGAGAGGCCUGAAAUGCCCUCUGUCACCUUAUCCUUUUUUUAUAUAUAUAUAUAUACACACAUAUAAAUAUAUAAAUAAAUAUAUAUAUAAGGAAACCUUAAUGUGGGUUUUUAACCUCAGUGUGCAAGUGAAGGCAAGCUGCCUGGGGAAGACACUAGGGACCAUGGAGGGUCUGACCAGCCCACCAAGAUAUUUUAAAAAAU
Calidris pugnax (ruff) is the source of this 3569-nucleotide messenger RNA. It is a transcript of the gene PSD2, whose product is annotated as pleckstrin and Sec7 domain containing 2. Gene Ontology annotation, biological process: regulation of ARF protein signal transduction. Bases 338 to 2812 code for a protein of 824 amino acids. Gene Ontology annotation, molecular function: protein binding; guanyl-nucleotide exchange factor activity; phospholipid binding. The transcript has 16 exons. Lineage: Eukaryota; Metazoa; Chordata; Aves; Charadriiformes; Scolopacidae. The record is from RefSeq and is a predicted model, not a curated record.